UUCGCGGCGAGCGGUUGGAUUUUCUCAGCGGAGAAAAAACGCGAAAAACAGUGCUUGAAGGCGGGUGAAAUCUACGAAAGCAAAGAAACAACAAAUUCCAAGUGAAGAGUGCACGCCAAAGAAAAAAUAAGUUCAGAUCGCAUUGUGCGAUUAUAGAAAUUCGUAAAUGAAACGCAAAUAAAUGAGGCCAAUCAGCGACAGAGAGCUGCGAAUUAUGGCACAAUAUUGUCUAAAAAUAUAAUCAAGUGUAACUGUAAGAAAGAAAAAGUGGCAAAGGCACAGCGGAAGAAAAGGGAAAGAGCCAAAGAAACCGAAUAAUACAAAAAUCAAGAAAAGAAAACGAAACGACACAGAACAAAGCGCCUUCGUUGUGGGUCAAGAACGAAAGUUCGGGCUCAAAAAAAAGGUCAAGCCGCCUGCUACUUGAGGAGGAGACCUGCCUGUAGAUCUUUGUGAAUCUCUGGAGUUGUGGAAGCUCUGCAGCUGUGAACCUGGCGUAGCCAUUCCCAAAACAUUAUGAAACAGCGGCAGUUGUCGUGGCCAGGUUGCCGGGCAAACUGCUGGCUCAUCGCCCUGCUGGCCACUCUGACAGUGGCGGAAGUUGCAGCUUUGCCCUUCCUGUUCACGCAUCUCCGGCCGCAGAUAAACUGGACGCAGUUGGAGACGCAGCCCUGGGUGGUGGAGGAGCAGCCGCGCAGCAUUGAGCCGCAUCUGGAACUGGUGCCGCAUCCCAAUCGCACCAAGAUCAGUGCUUCCGAUGCCUCUGAUGCGGAGUUCCUCCAGCGGCUGGCCAACCAAACGGCUACCUCGCGAAUGCUGUGGAACGAUGCGGGUGGCGGGGAUGGCCUGGUGUAUCCCCCGUUCGUGGACCGCGCCCUGAGGCUGCUGAACCUCAAGCAGGUGGCCUUCGAGGUGGAGAACAGCCUGAUGUCCCAGGUGACGUGCACCGCCUGCCGAGCUGGUGCCGGUAUGAUCCAGCAUCAGAUUCAGUCCGGCAAGACGGACGCUGACUUGAUCCAAAUGAUCACGGACUAUUGCACGAAUCUGAAUAUCCAGACUGCCAGGGUUUGCCAGGGAGUCGCCCAGCUCUUUGGCACCGAGUUGAUCUACGUCCUGAAGCGGGUCAACCUCAGUCCCGACGAGCUGUGCAGCUUUGUGAUUGGCGAUGGCUGCGCGGAUGUCUACAAUCCCUACCAUGAAUGGGAGGUGAUCUUCCCACCGGUGCCUAAGCCACCACGUCUCGCCGACCUGCCCAUUCCAAUGGAGGCGGCUCCAUUCUUUAAGGUCCUCCACAUCUCUGACACCCACUAUGAUCCCCAUUACGCGGAGGGCUCCAAUGCCGAGUGCAAUGAGCCUCUGUGCUGUCGUCUCAGCAGUGGACGACCAGCAACGCCAAAUGCGGCUGCAGGAAAGUGGGGAGACUACAGGAAAUGCGAUACGCCCAAGCGGACGGUGGAUCACAUGCUGGCCCACAUUGCCGAGACCCACAAGGACAUUGACUACAUCCUGUGGACCGGCGAUCUGCCGCCGCACGAUGUUUGGAACCAGACCAAGGAGGAGAACCUGGCCAUUUUGAAGGAGACGGUGCAGCAGAUGGUGGAGAAAUUCCCUGGGGUGCCCAUCUUUCCGGCUCUGGGCAACCACGAAAGUGCUCCGGUAAACAGUUUCCCUCCGCCGUAUGUCAACCAGGUGGACAUCUCAAUUAGUUGGCUCUACGACGAGCUGGAUAUCCAGUGGCGUCGCUGGCUGCCCCAAAGUGUGACCCACACAGUGCGUCGCGGAGCCUUCUACUCGGUGCUGGUGCGUCCAGGCUUUCGCAUCAUUUCGAUGAACAUGAACUACUGCAACAACAAAAACUGGUGGCUCCUGUUGAACUCCACAGAUCCAGCCACGGAGCUGCAGUGGUUCAUUUAUGAGCUGCAGAGUGCCGAGUUCUCCAACGAAAAGGUUCAUGUGAUUGGUCACAUUCCCCCAGGACAUUCGGACUGCUUGAAGGUCUGGUCCCGAAACUUUUACAAGAUCAUUGCUCGCUAUGAGAGCACCAUAACAGCUCAGUUCUAUGGACACACACACUACGAUGAGUUUGAAAUGUUCUACGAUCCGCAUGAUCUGAAUCAUCCUAAUAGCGUGGCCUACAUAGGACCUUCUGUUUCGCCCUACUACGAUCUGAAUCCUGGCUAUCGGAUCUACUAUGUGGAUGGAGACCAUGACUCCACCACACGGCUGGUCAUAGACCACGAGUCCUGGAUAAUGAAUCUCAAGGAGGCCAAUCUGUAUGGAUAUCCCAUAUGGUAUAAGUUAUAUACGGCACGAGCUGCUUACAAUAUGAAGGCUUUGCGGCCCAGUGACUGGAACAAUCUGCUCAAUGAGCUGACCAACAAUCAGGAGCUCUUUGAGCUGUACUACAAAUAUUACUGGAAGAACUCGCCGGCUCGACCCACUUGCGAUGCCGAGUGCAAGAAGAGGCUGAUCUGCGACUGCAAAAGUGGACGCUCCCACGAUCGUAAACACUUUUGUGCCGAGGUCGAGUCGAAGAUCGAUCAGGAGUCUUCAAAGUCCUGGAAGUCGUGGUUCUAUCGGGGACUAACCAACUCCUAUAGCCUGCUAUCCUCGAUCACCUACCUGCCCAAAUACCUGCUGGGGUACCGCUGAUUAUCCGCCCAUCCAUCUAUCAUCAGUCAACUGCAAGUCAAUGCAAUCGAGAGGAAUCGCCUACCCCCUAAGUUUACUAUGUGAUAACUAGUGCUUAAUGCCCCCACUUUUGUCUAAGUUAACUUAACCGCAACAACAUCACAAUGCCCGCCCCACGACCUCCGACUUGGACAUAUAUUUAUAUAAAUAUCUCCCAACGCCCGCCCAAAACUGAGUCAGUGAACAAUAGUCAUUUAAAUGUAAUCGAUCGAGUCGUUGUUGUUUUUGCUGCUGCCGUUGCAUUACGGGGCGAGGCAGGUGCGCCCAUCUGCUGCAAGGAAAUUGUUGAACAAACUACUUUUUAGAAGCGUAAUUGUAAAGCUAAUUUAAUGCUUAUCGUAAAUAAAGUGAAGUUAUUUAA
Drosophila kikkawai is the source of this 3052-nucleotide messenger RNA. RefSeq names its product sphingomyelin phosphodiesterase. Gene Ontology annotation, molecular function: acid sphingomyelin phosphodiesterase activity. NCBI's taxonomy places the organism in Eukaryota, Metazoa, Arthropoda, Insecta, Diptera, Drosophilidae. The record is from RefSeq and is a predicted model, not a curated record. Gene Ontology annotation, cellular component: lysosome. Gene Ontology annotation, biological process: sphingomyelin catabolic process; ceramide biosynthetic process.